Messenger RNA from Gongylonema pulchrum, 258 nucleotides. The record is from the annotation of a GenBank genome assembly. NCBI's taxonomy places the organism in Eukaryota, Metazoa, Nematoda, Chromadorea, Rhabditida, Gongylonematidae.
AUGGUCAUUCCCAUAUACAUAAGUGAAGGAUCGCCUGCAAAAAUUCGUGGUAAAUUAGUAACAGUAUAUCAGUUUAUGAUAGCAUUUGGAUUCACAGUAGCUAAUGCAGCGGCAGCCUGGUUUGCACAUUAUGAUCCAGAAAAUAUUGGCUGGCGCUUGAUGUUUUCAUUUGCUGCUCUACCUGCUGUCGUACAGGUAGCAACACUUGCAGCUGUAUUUAGUCAGAAGCUGAACUUCAAAGACUCAGUCAUAUUUUAG